UCUGCGUUUGCGGCAAAGUCAUCGCGGGUCUUUUCGCGCUGCGCCUGUUCCGCGCUGCUGCCUUGGGAUCCCUCCGCACACGAUCCAAGAGGACACGAUCUCCUGACGCGGCCUCCUGACAUCCCGCUCCCUUUCCCCUCCUCCCCUUCACUCAGCCUUCCCUCGAUAGAUCUGGCGCAAUUAUGGCACUUGAGGACCUCCACUUCAACCUCGCCACCACCAUGGUCCCUGAGGAAGGCGCCCUCCCCACCAUCCGCACCAUGCCACCGACACGCAGCGGCGCUCUACCAACCUCGCGUAACCCGGCUGCUGCUGUUGUGCUGUCUCAGCACUUGUCUCAGCUGGGUGAUGCACAGCUUCAGCACAUCUAUCAUCUGGCGCGUUGCCGCACCAUCGAGCUGUGGAUUGUGGUGGUUGGCGCCUUCACAUGCUGCAUUCCUGUUGCCUGCGUCGGUGGCGGGCUGUUCGUCGGUGCCACUCUGUCGGCCGUCGUUGCCUCCUGGGAUGCUGUCCUGCUCAGCAAGAGCCAGGAGAUGAUGAUCGAGUCCAGGAAGGUGCUGGGACAUCGAGGCGUCACCAAACUGGACAGCUGGAGCACUGAGGGCGUGUGCAAGAAGGACGUCGACUGGGCUAUUGUCAAAGGCGUCGGCAAGCUGAUCCUCAAGAUUACUCUUGCUGUCCUUCCGUGGGAAAUGAUGUUCGCGGCAGUUGGUCAGGCCAUAGCAGAGGCGAGCAUGGAGGCAGUCAUGGAGCGGAUGGAUGUGAUGAUGGAGAAGCUGGUGGGUCAGGUGGGUCAGAUGGUGCAUCUGGAUGCCAUCUUGACCCAGUUGGAGGGCAGAAUGCCCUGGAUGCUGAAGGCAGCAGCAUGGGUCGGGAAAGGGCUGGGCCUGGGAGACAAGAUCAAGGAGAUCCUCGAGCUUGUUGGCAAAGGUGAGAAUGCCAACACGCGCAGACUAGUCAAUUGGCCCCUCUGUUGCUCUGUUGCUUUACGACCUCUUUAAUGCGUGCAGGCAUGGCUCGUGCGGUCAAGAAUGCUUUUGACGAGUCCCGAGAGGAGUGGCACAUCAUCUUGAAGGACUUCUUCAACGAAGCGGCGCAGAGUACAGAAGAUCUGACGGAAGAUAUGAGGGACGACCUGCGACAGAAGCUUCGCCAAGUCUUCGAUGACAACCUGAAGAAGAGCCUCGACAAGGAAGUGGACUUCGGGGCUCUCGGUGAGGGAGCUGCCGAAGAGGCGGCAGAGCGCAUCAGCGACUUUACCGAUGACAGCAUUGACGACUACGCAGACCAGGCAUUCAACGCUGCUGCCGAGGGCGUGAAGUUCCGUCUCCAGGCGCAAGCCGUGGGACAAGCGACCGGCUACAUCGUGCAGCUGGCCAACAAGCUGCGCAAAUUGUCGAGCAAGCAGCUCGGCCGCGAGAAGUACUACAAGUGCUUUCAGGAGUAUCUAGCUCAGAAGACGGCCAACGCACUCACUGCUAGCGCAUAAGGUGAGAGGAGACGGCACAACAGCCUGGAGUCGAGACCGCAUCCGUGUGUUGUCUUCAAUCAGCUUCAUGGCGUCUGCCUGGUCAUGCAUAUCCGUCUGUCUGUGCGUUUGUGGUGUCGGAUAGGGUGAGUGCGCCGAGGGGGUCAUGCGUGUAUGUGGGAUUGGUGGCAUGCCGCCUUUUUCAAUCGAUCCCCACAUGCAUACAUACAUACAUACGCACCAGUGUACAGUGUUUUACCGACAACCUGCAUAAAUUGCAUGAUGACAGAGCGCACAUGUGUGCGUGUCUGCAUGCAUCGCGUUUGUGUGUGCGGCUUUUUGUGGAUGUGCCUGUACGUGUCGUGUGGUGCUACGUGGUUGCCGAGUCGUCCGGUGGAUGCUGCGGUUGUGAUGUCUGUUUUUCCGCUUUAUUGUGUGUUGUGUGGUGGUUGGGGAUCAGUUUUGACCGCUUUUUGCGCCUCCCUCCACGCACGCCCAAAGGGUGCUGUCUAUCGACACACAAUGCAUGCAGGAUGACUGAGGGAUGUGUGUGCGUGCGUGUGGUGGUUUAGUAAAAGAGGAUGUGUCCCACUCACUCGUUCUGUCUCCCCAUAUCCCCGUAUGCCUGCGUCCCUUCCUUCCUCCCUGUGUGUGUUGCUGCGGUGUGGCUUUUCUCGCACGUACGUAUGUCUGGGCGAAGCGUAUCGAGAGCGGGGGAGAAGGGAGGGGACACAGAACGGCCGGCGGUGUGUUUGUGAGUGUAUGCGAUUGCGUGCUCUGUGUCCAUACGUACGUACGUGCCACCUAUGUGUAUAUAUAUAUGAGGCGGACUGCGGAGGACUGUCAAGUCCGCAGCAGGAAGUUUCGCCCGGCGACCGAGCAGCGUCGUCGUUGAGUCGUGUAACGUAUCUGCACUGAUUGAUCGGAAACGUAUCUGCGCUGAUUGAUCGGUGCGAGGACACAGACAGAGUCGUCUGGUGUCCGUCCUUUCUUUCGCGUGAUGGCUGAUCCCCUUGUCAGGUUUGCCAGUUUGGCAAGACGAACCACUGCGAGCUUGUGAGCUAGGGUAGAGUGCUGUGUAACGGAGAGAGAGAGGUGAAGACAAGGAAAGACAAGGAAAGCAUUCUGAGGAGACACGAUCUUAUCAGCCAUCACCGAAGUGAGAUCUGUGUUGACCACCCUUCAUGAUGUCAUACAUGGACAGAAACAACUUUAAC
Messenger RNA from Vitrella brassicaformis, 2685 nucleotides. Lineage: Eukaryota; Vitrellaceae. The record is from the annotation of a GenBank genome assembly.